This is a messenger RNA of Linum trigynum, 1596 nucleotides long. Lineage: Eukaryota; Viridiplantae; Streptophyta; Magnoliopsida; Malpighiales; Linaceae. The record is from the annotation of a GenBank genome assembly.
GACUAAAAAACGAUCUGCGACGAUGAUCCAUCGUCGCAGAAAGUCCUGAACAUUCUGCGACGACAAGCUAUCGUCGCUGAAUGUCCUGAACAUUUUGCGACGAAAGACAAUCGUCGAAGAAAGUCCUGCACAUUCUGCGAUGAAAAAAAUCGUCGCAAGAAGUCUCCAUAAAUUCAGCAACGACAAACAAACGUCGCAGAAAGUCGCCAUACAUUCUGCGACGAAGGAAAAUCGUCGCAAAAAACUCCAUACAUUCUGCGACGACAGACAACCGUCGCAAAUAGAUUUCACACAAUUUGCGACGAAAACAUGGAAUUCGUUGCAAAUUGUCCACUUUCUGCGACGAAUUUCCUAUCGUCGCAGUAGAAUUCGUCGCAGAAAGUGCAGUUUCUUGUGUGCACCUACGCAGGCUCACCUGGAUGCCGCUCAACGCAUCCUUCGUUACUGGAAGGAGUCCCCUGGACGUGGUCUUUUCCUUCACGCGGACAGCUCAAUGGAACUAGUAGCACACUAUGACGCCGACUGGGCAGGUUGUCUCUUGACACGUCGUUUUACCACAUGGUAUUUCAUUCAGCUGGGCGGUUCUCCGAUCUCAUGGCGCCGAACAAACAGUCUGUUGUGGCACGGUCUUUAGCAAAAGCCGAGUAUCGAGCGAUGGCUAGCACUAUCAGUGAGUUACUCCGGCUUCGUUGGCUUUUGUCAGAUUUGGGUGUUACUCAAACUCAACCUACUCGUCUAUAUUGUGAUAAUCAAGCAGCACUUCACAUAGCCGCUAAUUCAGUAUUUCAUGAACGCACUAAGCAUGUAGAGAUGGACUGCUACUUCAUUCAUGAAUGGGUUCUUUCCCGUGACAUUUCACCUCUCAAGAUCGCAUUCGCAGAGAAGCCAGCAGAUCUCUUAACCAAAGGUCUCAGUGUCGAUCAAUUCAAUUACCACUUGUCCAAGCUCGGCAUGAUUGAUAUCCAUGCUCUCGCUUGAGGGGGAGUGUAGAAUGUCACUUUGUCAAUGUAAUAGGACCAUAAGGUAAUUGUGGAGUGGUCCGUGUCCUAGUAGGAGUUGUCAAUCUCCCAUGUCCUUUCCUUUACUUGGCUGACAAGGAAAGGUCUCGGCUGCUGUCUUCCUUUUGUAUAAAUAGCAAGCUAGACUUGCUAAGUCACUUGUCAACCAUCAAUAAUAAGUCAUAGUCGAGAGCUCUUUCGAGCUCCCCGUAGAUUAGUCCUGUUAAUAUCGAACAGGGAUACCACCGUAAAAUUCUCGGCGUUGUGUGAUUGUUUUCUAUUCCGUGUUGUCGUCUUUAACAGUCACUGCCCAUUAAAUUUUACCUACGUGGCAGUCGAGGUUAUCAAACCGAUUUAUAGCGUUAUCCCAGUUUGACAAGUGUAUUGUUUGACCUAUGGUACAAUCGAUUUACGCCAGUUAUGCCAGUUUUUGCAAAACAUGUAAGAAAGUGAGAAAUCAUUAACACUAAAAUUGAUGCACAUAUAACAUAAUUUAAGAAAAAUCUCUCUAAAAUUUACAUUAAUGUUUAAAUAAAAUAAAAAGUUAAAAAAAUGAAAACCUUAUAUUUAAAUAAAAUAGUAAACGCAAAUAUUCAAA